Molecule: messenger RNA, 3455 nt
Organism: Brienomyrus brachyistius
Lineage: Eukaryota; Metazoa; Chordata; Actinopteri; Osteoglossiformes; Mormyridae
Gene: lrch2
Product: leucine-rich repeats and calponin homology (CH) domain containing 2
Exons: 22
Coding region: 19-2547 (842 amino acids)
Molecular function (GO): protein binding
Source: RefSeq, a predicted model, not a curated record
UCUUUUUUGAGUUUAAUAAUGUCGUCUAAAGGCAAGAGAAACGACAGCUGGAAGGUGUUUGCAGUGAAUGACCGAUCGGCAGAUAUGUGGUCAGGCCCCCGGGGAGCCAAGCAGAAUGAAUCUGGACCUCCCACCACCCCUUGGAGACCCGCCCCUGCUGGGAGCCCAGCCCCGUCUUCGGAGCUGCCACCCCAUUGCUUCCCUUUGCUGGCCCGGGCGCUGUGCGCAUGGGCGGAGGGGCAGCGCCGUUUAUUAUCGGCCGGAUUGUGUCUCUGUACGAAGAUGGCGGCGAGUCAGGGAGGUGGGGGAGCGAUCGCCGCUCUGCAGAGCCAGCACUACCCGAGCGUCCCGCACUGGACGGCGGGUAUUCCGCAGCAUCAGCACCACGUCCCCACGGCCCGCAGCCUGGAUCGUGCCCUGGAGGAUGCCGUGUGCUCUGGCAUGCUGAACCUCAGCGGGAGGAAGUUGAGAGAUUACCCCGGGAUGAGCUAUGAUCUGACUGAUACAACGCAGGCAGACCUCUCGAGGAACCGACUGACGGAGGUCCCCCCGGAAGUGUGCCACUUCGCCCCGCUGGAAUCCCUGAACCUUUAUCAUAACUGCAUCAAGAGCAUCCCAGAAGGCAUCAUCAACCUGCAGAUGCUCACCUACCUGAACGUCAGCCGGAACCUUCUCUCCACGCUGCCCAAGUUCCUGUUCAACUUGCCGCUGAAGGUGCUGGUUGUCAGCAACAACAAGUUGGUGUCCGUUCCGGAGGAAAUCGGCCGGUGCAAGGACCUCAUGGAGCUGGAUAUUAGCUGUAAUGAGAUCCAGGCGCUGCCCCCUCAGAUGGGAAAGCUGAAUGCCCUUCGGGAGUUCAACGUACGGAAGAACAGUCUAGAAGUGCUUCCCGAAGAGCUGGCCGACCUGCCCCUCGUCAAACUCGACUUCUCCUGCAACAAGAUCUCGGAGAUCCCUCCCGCGUACCGGAAGCUGAGGCAGCUGCAGCUCAUCGUCCUGGAUAACAACCCCCUCCGGUCCCCACCUGCGCAGGUCUGCCUGAAGGGGAUGGUGCAUCUGUUCAAGUACCUGAACAUCCAGGCCUGCAGGACGGACAAGAAGCUGGACUCCCUGGACCUGCCAUCCCUGGGGAAGCGGAGCCUCCUUCCCCAGCCUCUGACAGACAGAUUAUCCUCGUUAAGCAUGGAGGAUUUUUACCCGAGCAAGAGCCACGGGGCUGAUUCGGGGAUCGGGAGCGACAAUGGCGACAAGAGGCUGUCCACCACGGAGCCCUCCGACGACGACACAGUGAGCCUUCACUCCCAGGUGUCUGAGACGGCACGGGAGCAGCUCCGCCCCGAGGCCCAACCGCCGGCCAGCCGGCCCGACAGCCUCAAAGAUCAGGAACCCUACGACUACAUAGACCCCAACCCGGAAGAAGACGCAGCCUUGACGGAGGGGGACACGCAGCAGAGCGCCCCCUAUGUGUCCUGCAUAAAAGAGCUCGAGCUUGUCCUCAACAAGUCGCACCCCGGCAAGGAGACAGACACGUGGAAGGAGGAAUCGGGGUCCGGGUCAGAGAAAGGGCACCUGGCUGAGGAAGAGGACGACGAGAUCAAGGAGGUCCUGGAUCUGAGGAAGAUCGCUGUCCAGCUGCUGCAGCAAGAGCAGCAGAACAGGCGGAGGUCACUGAUCUGUAGGGCCGAGAGCCUGAUCCACCGACGCAGGGCCCCGGGUCGAGCCCACAGAUUCCUUAGUCACACGGGGAGCAGCUCGAACAGCAAACAAAGAGCCGCAUCUCAGACGGCCCGGAGCCUCUCAUUGGACGAGGGAACCCAGACUGGCUCCACCCUCAGGGGCCAGGCCCCAGCUUCGGGUCCUGGCGACCCGGCCCAGAAGUCGGAAGCAGCGGAUUCCGAGCCGCAGUGGCCUGAAGUCCCGCCCAUCCUGAACCAGGGCGACGACCGGAGGCGGAACAAAUACCUAAGGAAGGACUAUCUGAAGUACAAGUGCCAAAACGCGAGAAGAAGCUCCUGUGCCAAGGACAGUGAGGGCGAGGAAGGAGUUCGGUCCGAUUUCAGUUCCACCAUGUCUGUGUUCGGGUUAAAGCCCAGAUCGGCAUAUACCCGCGGCAGCCGGCAGGAAUACGCCACCGGUGAGCCAAGCUUCACCAUGCGCAGGAAGAUGGAGCACCUUCGCGAGGAGAUGGAGCAAAUCCUGCUGCUGCGGCAGAACCUGGAGUCCCGGCUGAAGGUGCUGCUGCCGGACGACGUGGGCGCCGCCCUCAUGGACGGCGUGGUCCUCUGCCACCUGGCCAAUCACAUCCGACCGCGCUCGGUGGCCAGCAUCCACGUGCCCUCGCCCGCCGUGCCCAAGCUCAGCAUGGCCAAGUGUCGCAGGAACGUAGAGAACUUCUUGGAUGCGUGUAAGAAGCUGGGCGUGCCGCAGGAUAAGCUGUGUCUGCCCCACCACAUCCUGGAGGAGCGAGGCCUCGUCAAGGUCAGCGUCACUGUGCAGGCCCUGCUGGAUUUGCCCGCGCUCAAGCCAACGCAGCUCUCCACCGCAUGACAGCCCUCCUCCCCCCCGCCGGCAGGGGACUGGGGGGGGGGGGGCGAGGGGGUGGCCGCUUAGAUCAGGAAGGGGCCAGGCCCCGACCCCCUCUGCAUGACAAUUAGUCUGAACUGACCCUUCCUGUUUAUGACAUUGUUUUGGUAACUGUGUCAUUCCUGGAUAGAGGGAUGGAUGGAUGGAUGGAUGGAUGGAUGGAUGGAUGGAUGGAUGGAAUCCCUCUUAUCCCAAACCGAUUUUGACAGUCAGAUUACAUCAAACGCCACAUUUCCAUGCCAAUCUAAGGGUCAGGUGACGGUGGGCUAGUGUGACCUCAGAAGGUCCGCUUGGAGAUGAGCAGUGCCUCUCCGUCAGGUUUCACGCUAAACUGCGAUCACCCAGCAGAACCUGCGGGUCGGUCCGGCCCGCGGCCUGCCUCUGCGCUUAAGCUAGGGCCAGGUUUUAAUCCGGCAGUCCCUUUUCACGCGGUGUGGACCCAGGAAGGCCAGACGGCGAGGAACCGGCGUCACGAUGACUCAGAAUCCCGUCACUGAGUCAGCGUCUGACUGUUAACCGUAGUGUUUGUACACAGAAGAUUCCCUGCGGGUUAAGAGAAGGGAUUAAGUUAUUUUUUAAGUCUCAAUACUCACCUUUGCACUUGUCUGUAUUUUUCUGACUUAUUUAACUUUAAUACUUUGGAUGGCUGGAUUUUUGAAAAAUAUCCGGGACCGAAUCCUAAUUGUUAAUUUAAUCCCUAUUUAUGUAUUUAUUCCUGUUUUAUGAAACACUUUGAUUCCGCACGGCCCAUGUUUUGAAUCAUGACGCAUCUCACUUUAAAAAUGUAUAUUUUUUUUAUUUCUUUAAGUAUGUUUUCCCCAUUGACAUGGGCUCUUCCUAUCAUCACUGCUCAUAUGCUUGGUGAGGGCCCC